UCCCCCGCCCUCCCCUCCGCGCCUCGCCUCCUCCGCCCCGCGCCCUGCGGUGCUGCAGCUGCGGGCGGCUCCAGCUGCCCCCAGAUGUGGGCUGGGCGGCGCGCGGGGAACUUUCGCGCCGGCAGCGAGUGCGGGGCCCCGGCUGCGGUCCGGCUGCCAUGGAUCCGCCGGCGGGAGCCGCUCACCGCCUGCUCUGCCCCGCGCUGCUGCUGCUGCUGCUGCCGCCGCUCCUGCUGCCGCCGCCGCCCGCGGACGCCCGACUCGCCGCCGCCGCCGCCGACCCCCCAGGAGGGCCCCUGGGGCACGGAGCGGAGCGCAUCCUGGCGGUGCCGGUGCGCACUGACGCCCAGGGCCGCUUGGUGUCCCACGUGGUGUCGGCGGCGUCUGCCCAGGCUGGGGUACGCGCCCGCAGGGCCGCCCCUGACCAGACCCCGGGCUUACCUGGAGGCAACGAGGAGGACCCCGGCGGCCGCCUCUUCUACAAUGUCACAGUCUUCGGCCGAGACCUGCACCUGCGGCUGCGGCCCAAUGCCCGCCUCGUGGCGCCCGGGGCCACGGUGGAGUGGCAAAGCGAGUCGGGCGCCACCCGCGUGGAGCCCCUGCUCGGGACGUGCCUCUAUGUCGGAGACGUGGCGGGCCUGGCUGAAGCCUCCUCCGUGGCGCUCAGCAACUGCGACGGGCUCGCUGGCCUGAUCCGUAUGGAAGAGGAGGAGUUCUUCAUCGAGCCCUUGGAGAAGGGGCUGGCAGCUGAGGAGGCUGAGCAGGGCCGUGUGCAUGUGGUGUAUCGCCGGCCACCCACUCCCAGAUCCCCUCCUCUGGGGGGGCCACAGGCCCUGGACACAGGGCCCCCUCCGGGCAGCCUGGAUAACCUCAGCCGUGCCCUGGGUGUCCUGGAGGAGCGUGUCAAUGGCUCGAGGCGCAGAGCGAGAAGGCACGCUGCAGAUGGUGACUACAACAUCGAGGUUCUGCUGGGUGUGGAUGACUCUGUGGUCCAGUUCCAUGGGAAGGAGCAUGUGCAGAAGUACCUGCUCACGCUCAUGAACAUCGUCAACGAAAUCUAUCAUGACGAGUCCUUGGGGGCCCACAUCAAUGUCGUGUUGGUGCGGAUAAUCCUGCUUAGCUACGGGAAGUCCAUGAGCCUCAUUGAGAUUGGGAACCCCUCUCAGAGCCUGGAGAACGUCUGCCGCUGGGCUUACCUCCAGCAGAAGCCGGACACAGGUCACGAUGAAUACCACGAUCAUGCCAUCUUCCUCACAAGGCAGGACUUCGGGCCUUCGGGCAUGCAAGGCUAUGCUCCUGUCACCGGGAUGUGCCACCCCGUCCGUAGCUGCACUCUGAACCACGAGGAUGGCUUCUCCUCGGCGUUCGUGGUGGCCCACGAGACCGGCCAUGUGCUGGGCAUGGAGCACGAUGGGCAGGGCAACCGCUGUGGUGACGAGGUGCGGCUGGGCAGCAUCAUGGCGCCGCUGGUGCAGGCAGCCUUCCACCGCUUCCACUGGUCCCGCUGCAGCCAGCAGGAGCUGAGCCGCUACCUGCACUCCUAUGACUGCCUGCGGGAUGACCCCUUUGCCCACGACUGGCCGGCGCUGCCCCAGCUCCCAGGGCUGCAUUACUCCAUGAACGAGCAGUGCCGCUUCGACUUCGGCCUGGGCUACAUGAUGUGCACGGCAUUCCGGACCUUCGACCCCUGCAAACAGCUGUGGUGCAGCCACCCUGACAAUCCCUACUUUUGCAAGACCAAGAAGGGCCCCCCUCUGGACGGGACCAUGUGUGCACCUGGCAAGCACUGCUUUAAAGGACACUGCAUCUGGCUGACGCCUGACAUUCUCAAACGGGAUGGCAACUGGGGCGCCUGGAGUCCGUUCGGCUCCUGCUCACGCACCUGCGGCACAGGUGUGAAGUUCAGGACCCGCCAGUGUGACAACCCACACCCAGCCAACGGGGGUCGCACCUGCUCUGGCCUUGGCUAUGACUUCCAGCUGUGCAACCCCCAGGACUGCCCUGACACCCUGGCUGACUUCCGCGAGGAGCAGUGCCGCCAGUGGGACCUGUACUUCGAGCACGGUGACGCCCAGCACCACUGGCUGCCCCACGAGCACCGGGAUGCCAAGGAGAGAUGUCACCUCUACUGCCAGUCCAAGGAGACCGGGGAGGUGGUGUCCAUGAAGCGUAUGGUGCACGAUGGGACACGCUGCUCCUACAAGGAUGCCUUCAGCCUCUGUGUGCGUGGGGAGUGCAAGAAGGUGGGCUGUGACGGAGUGAUCGGCUCCAGCAAGCAGGAAGAUAAGUGUGGCGUGUGCGGAGGGGACAACACCCACUGCAAAGUGGUCAAGGGCACAUUCACACGCUCCCCCAAGAAGCUCGGUUACAUCAAGAUGUUUGAGAUUCCGGCAGGAGCCAGGCACCUGCUCAUCCAGGAGGCAGACACUACCAGCCACCACCUGGCCGUCAAGAACCUAGAGACAGGCACGUUCAUUUUAAAUGAAGAGAAUGACGUGGACCCCAAUUCCAAAUCCUUCAUUGCUAUGGGCGUGGAGUGGGAGUACCGGGAUGAGGACGGCCGGGAGACGCUGCAGACCAUGGGCCCUCUCCACGGCACCAUCACCGUUCUGGUCAUCCCGCAGGGAGACGCCCGGAUCUCACUGACGUACAAGUACAUGAUCCAUGAGGACUCGCUCAACGUAGACGGCAACAAUGUCCUGGAAGACAACUCUGUGGGCUACGAGUGGGCCCUGAAGAAGUGGACUCCUUGCUCCAAGCCCUGCGGUGGAGGCUCCCAGUUCACCAAGUAUGGCUGCCGCCGGAGGCUAGACCACAAGAUGGUGCACCGAGGCUUCUGCGACGCCCUCACGAAGCCCAAAGCCAUCCGCCGGGCUUGCAACCCACAGGAGUGCUCCCAGCCAGUGUGGGUCACAGGGGAAUGGGAGCCUUGCAGUCAAAGCUGUGGGCGGACGGGCACGCAGGCUCGCACCGUGCGCUGCAUACAGCUGCUGCACAACAACACCACCCGCUCCGUGCACACCAAACACUGCAACGACGCCCGGCCCGAGGGCCGCCGGGCCUGCAAUCGUGAGCUCUGCCCUGGCCGGUGGCGGGCCGGACCCUGGUCCCAGUGCUCUGUGACCUGUGGCAAUGGUACCCAGGAGCGGCCAGUGCUCUGCCGAACGGUGGAUGACAACUUCGGGGUCUGCCAGGAGGAACGGCCUGAGACAGCCAGGAUCUGCCGGCUGGGCCCCUGUCCCCGAAACAUCUCUGAUCCUUCCAAGAAGAGCUACGUGGUUCAGUGGCUGUCCCGACCGGACCCCGACUCUCCAGUCCAGAAGACCUCGUCAAAGGCCCGCUGCCAAGGCGACAAGUCAAUGUUCUGUAGGAUGGAAGUCUUGUCACGCUAUUGCUCCAUCCCAGGCUACAACAGGCUGUGCUGCAGAUCCUGUAACCUGCACGACAACCUCACCGAUGUGGAUGACAGGGCGGAGCUGCCACCUGGGAAGAACAACGACAUUGAAGACCUCGUGCCCACCCUCCCAGUGCCCACCCUCGUCAUGGAGGUGCGGCCUCCGCCAGGCACGCCCUUGCAGGUGCCCCUCAACACUUCCAGCGCCAACGGCACUGAGGAUCACCCAGACACCAACGCAGUCGACGUGCCCUACAAAAUCAACGGCCUGGAUGAGGAAGGCCAGCCGCCCAACCUGAUCCCUCGACGACCGAGCCCGUAUGAAAAGACCAGAAACCAGAGAAUCCAAGAGCUCAUCGAUGAGAUGAGGAAGAAAGAGAUGCUCGGGAAGUUCUAAUAAAAUGGAAAGAUAGCAUCAAUAGCAUUUUUUUUCUUGCUUAUAGAUUAUAUUCCAUGGGAUGGCAGAUCGUGGAGAGGAAGUGAAAAUGUCUAAUUCCAACAGGUUUUAAGAAAACAAAGAGGAGAAUGACAUAAACAUCUAUACAUGUGGUUGUGAGCGCGGGGCAGCUAGGUUCACGCAUGUGUUUGUGUCCCAGCUCUGGAAUGUUCUAAGUCCUGUCCUGGGGUUGGGUGUGGAGUGGGGAGAGGAAACACGUGCCCCAAGUUUCUGAGCAGUGAUUGGGAAUCUUCCUGUCCUUGGUGGUGACAGCCCUUCUGGAGAACAUUCUGGAGAAAUGUUCUGCAGGAACAUUUCCUACCAAUCCCCAGACCGAGGCACAAGCCCCAUGGGGAACUCUUAUUAGGAGAAACAGUGAUUUGUUUACUAAUUGACCAGUCACUGAGAUGAGCACAAUGAAGUGGAGGCUGUGAACUUGAAAGUCGUGACGUCAAGGGCUGGGCAGGUGUCGAGGAUGAGUGUGGCAGCCCAUGGGGGACUGUGACCAACCUGAGAGCCGCACCCCACUAGUGCUGCUUUUGGGUUCCAGCCACUGCUGCCUCUGUGACCGCAGGCUCCUGGGGCCAGAUAGGGUGCUUUCAGUAGAAGUCUAGAUUUGCAUGCGAAAUCCUCAAUCCUAAAAGUUCAACCCAAAAUAUUUCCGGGCGGCGGGGGAGUUCUGGAAGGUCUUUUAGGGUCUAGAGCGACCAGGCUGCAGCCUCUGGUCUCCAGGCUCGGCCAGACGCAGUCUCUCGAAGUAACGACUUAAGGAAGGAAAGCCAUCUGGCCCGACUGGCGCUCAGGCACUGUGUUUGACUCAGCCCACCCUGAGCUGCGAAGCUGUCCACUUCUUCCCCAGAAGGUACGGAGAAUCCUGUAACUAACUGGACUUGAUCUGAACAGUGGGCUGCCUUUCCUACAGGAGGAGAAGACCGCAGGGUGCACUCUCUGGCUCUCCCAGGCCUCUUUCCUAUUGGCCCACCCGGCCUGCGUGCUGCCUCUUGGCCAGCCUGGCCUUGGCCCCGGGGCUCCCCAGGGGAGGCUCUCCCUCCCCAGGUGCGUUGGAAGAAUGAGGGGGGCAUGCGCUCUGCUGGAUAGUCCAGCAACUUUCCCAGAGGGGAGAGAAGGGGAGUGGCUGUGCUCUGGGUUCUGAGAUGGUGCUCUGCCUGCUCAGGUUUGCUCCUAAAGACGAAGGCCAGCUUCUAUUGCCUGCAGGGAUGGGGCGGGGGUGGGGGGUGGGGGGCGGGGUGGCCUUGCCCUGUCUCGCCCUGCUCCAUUCCUUGGCAGUUCCAGCAGUGAACUGUAAGAUUUGGCCUCCCAUGAGAAGCAUGGGGUGGGGGGUGGGGAGAGGGGAGAGCCUGCUUUAUCUUGUGCUGCUCCUAAGCUUUGACAACUUCUCUUUUCGGCAUAAUGGUGCUUUGUGAGCAAGAUGUGAAUGGAGAGAAGCAGGAAGGGAGGGGGAAGGUGGACGGGAGGAUGGCGACUAAUUUUUACCUCUCCCUGCAUUGGUAUUUUGUGAACAUGUGGCUUGCUUAAACUUCCCCAAAUUACGAGACCCAGGGGGCACUUCAGCUGCUUAGUUGGGCCAAGCCUGACACAUGAUUCUGAAGCUUUUUGUGUCUAGGAAGGUUCUAGAGCCUUUGUAUUCUCACCAGUCAUAGAUUUUAGAAAGCUCUUUUCUGUUUCGUUCCCCAUUUUAUGGAUGAGAACACUGAGGUUCAGGAGAAUACCAUGAUGGCUACUUUAUACUGAGUCUGAGGUGCUAGGUAUGUUUGAUUCUGUGCAUGCGUGCGGGUGUGUGUCUGUGUGUGAUCUAGGGCCAAAGUGAGGGUGUAGGAACCAGUGAGAGCGAUAUCUGGGAUGAUGCCUACCUUCCGACUGGGCGGUAACUAGCCUCCCCAACCCCCGCCUGUGCCAGCCGCCUCCCUCCUCUCUGCCAUCUUGUCCCACACAUACUCCUGCAUGUGCUGGUGUCUCAGAGGAGCUUGCUGGCUUCUAAGAAGCAAACUGGAGAAAACAUUCUUGGAGAUCUCUCACGGUAUCACCUCUUUGACAGAUGUGGUGUAACGUACUUUUGCAAUCCUGUCUCUCUAUAAUCAGGAAAGGGGUGUCUAAGCUUUCUCUCACUGGUUGACCCCUGGCAGCUGGUGCUAUUAUUCACAGGCUGAAGGACUGGGUAGCUCUUGCUUGGGUCUGUCCUGGGAUGCAGAGGAAAUUCAGGGUGACUGACCCUCACCAGAGAGUAUCACUCAGUUUACCCAGCCUGGGGGCCUCAGGAUGGGAACAGUCCAUUCCCAGAUCCCAACAAAGCAGGGCUGCAUGUCUCGGGGACUGGAAGCCUUUGGAGAGAGGCCCCAGGUGGGACACCCCCAGGGUACCUGUCUUCUUCUGGAAGGAGGGACAUGCCCCCUGGGAACUGUAGGCCGGCAUGGCCACCACCCCAUGUGUCAUACUCAGUACCUGGGGCCAUAUACCCACAGGGCUCUCUAGAACUAGACAGUCCUCAGGGGUCUCUCUGUCUAAGGAACACAGGGUUUACCAGACUUCGAGAAACUCAUCUCCACUGAGCUUGGGACCAGUCGGAGAGCCAGCUUAGCCACAGUCCCAUGACCUUUCAGAGCCGGCAUCCAUGUCGGGGGGCUCCCACAGCCUGCAGGCCAAGAAGAUUUCCUAGCUGACGUUCUGGAACAGCACGCUGAGAACUCAGAGGUCCCCUCUGACUGCGGCUCCAGAAAACUACGUUUGUGGGGAGACAACCUGCUGGGGUUUGGGGACUUGGCUCUCUGAUCUACUCCUUUUGGAAAACCCAUGGAAUUUCCUGUAUAAGCCUUUUGUUUGUAUUUUAAGGUUGUUUGUUUGGAGUCUAUACAUGGUGCUCAGCAGCAGUCUCUAUCAGGUGAAGCAUGAUGACUAUGUAGCCAGGCAGCCGCCGCACGAAAAAUCAUCAUGGUGCUGAACUCAAAUCACAGCAUUUUAUCUUAUCCAUCACAGCAAUCAACGUAUUUGUUUUCUGUAUAGAAAAAUUUGGCUUCUUGAUUUUAUAACUUAUUAAAGUCGAAAUGUCUGUGUAUUUUGCA
Molecule: messenger RNA, 6907 nt
Organism: Neofelis nebulosa (Clouded leopard)
Lineage: Eukaryota; Metazoa; Chordata; Mammalia; Carnivora; Felidae
Gene: ADAMTS2
Product: ADAM metallopeptidase with thrombospondin type 1 motif 2
Exons: 22
Coding region: 159-3791 (1210 amino acids)
Biological process (GO): proteolysis; extracellular matrix organization
Molecular function (GO): zinc ion binding; metalloendopeptidase activity
Source: RefSeq, a predicted model, not a curated record